AUCUGCCCCAUUCAACGGCUAAUUUACCCUGUGUUCACUACUCACAGCUGUCACUCUUCACGACGUCAGUUACUGGUCAACAUCCUCUUGGAAAUGUAUGACUGAACCAAGACUAGCUCGGCUGCACGAGUUGAGAAACUGCCACGCCUCCUGGUGUGGAAGCGUGGGGGCCUGGCUUCAAAUAGACCUUGGUCGAGACUAUGACAUAAAUGGUAUAAACACCCAAGGUGCUCGGGACAAUUACGGCUUUGUAAAGAAGUUUACAUUGGCUUACAAAACGACGAGUGGAGGUUGGGAGAAUUUUGAAGAGGACGGAAACGUUAAGGAGUUUGUGGGAAAUGUUAAUGGCAACGGAGUGGUGAAGCAAACUUUUUUACCUCCAUUCAAAGCACAUUUCGUAAGGUUCAACGCCAGAGAAUGCAACACAGCAACUAGUUGUUGCAUGAGGGUGGAGAUUUAUAUAUCAGGUGAGGAUAUUUCAUUGAGGAAGUUGUUGAGGUUAGAGGUUGUCUUUUGUUGA
Molecule: messenger RNA, 520 nt
Organism: Pocillopora damicornis (cauliflower coral)
Lineage: Eukaryota; Metazoa; Cnidaria; Anthozoa; Scleractinia; Pocilloporidae
Cellular component (GO): membrane
Molecular function (GO): protein binding
Source: RefSeq, a predicted model, not a curated record